AUGUCCAACCGCCGGGUCAAGUCUUUGGCAAUUGACGAGGACGAUUACGACGACUUUGAGGACUAUGAUGAUGACGACGACGAGGAUCUUUCUCCGGAAGACAAGGAACAGUUGCGUCAAGGUACCAUUAAAGUUCGUGAGGCUCUAGGGUCGGCAUUUCCAUCUACGGACAAGGAGAUCCACGAAUCCCUCUGGCACUACUACUACGACGUGGGCAAGACUGUCACCUACCUGAAAAGUACGGCUUCCAACACUGAAGCUUUCAUUCAUUUGCUUACCCAGUCAGGUCAGCACAAGUCCCCUGGUACGCCCGCGAAGACCAAAAAGGAGGAGCCAACGAGUAAGCUUUCCACUUCGUAUUGCCCUACAGCACUGCCUCGUACGUACCAGACAGAUCGUGGUGGUCAUGAUGGCUUGCAAGCGACAAUUUCUCACAAGAAUGCUGAUGGGGACCAAGAGUUCACCAGCUCUACCAUCCCCUCAAUCCAAUUCUCAGCUGCAGAAUUCUUUAAAGACUGUCCUUGGCUGCGGAUUCCUGAGAACCGCAAAGCUGAAAUUCUUAUCGAGCCCCUCUAUCCCCGCCUAGGUCUUCUUGGAGGUGCUUCAACCGGGGGCAAGAUGUCCAAACUUGCUGCUCUGGCCGCCAAAAGAAGACAGAAGGAGGGCGAGCGCAGCGAGUCAACUGCUACAAGCAGUGCUGAGUCACAGGAUGGCUAUACGGCCCGCUUGAACAAACUCCGGAUAAGCGUAGACAACAGAGCCAAGCCCGUUGCCGGUAGAGAGGCAGACACCCCAAGAAAGACAGGCGUCGGCGUUAGGCCCGAUUCUGAAGUCACCGAACAACUCAAUGAACAGCACAGGUCCGAGCCAUCCAGCGAUGUGGGAACAGUGGUGUCUUCUGAUCUGUCGAUUUCAGUAGAGCCAUGCAUAAGAGGCCGACCAUCACCUUUUGCCAGCAUCAUGACCAGCCACGACGCUGACAUCCGUCUCUCAGCAUCACCUGAUCUGCUUGCUCUUGGAGAAAUUGCUAAAUCAUUCGACUUUACAGAACCAAGUCCCGACGAUGUCGUGAGGGGCGCACAGAAUCCAAAAGCGGCGACGCCGGCCAAAGCGAAAGCGAAGGAACCAGCGAAAGCGAAAUCCACCGGCUUGGCCCAGGGCGUGCAACAAUUAUCCGUCCAGGAGACUCCCAAGGUUAAGAGCAAGAACAUUGAUGUGCUUGCAGAAUAUAAGAAGGUCAAGAGGAAAAAGGCCGCAAAUUUUGUCGUCAUUGGCCAUGUUGACGCCGGGAAAAGCACCCUAAUGGGGAGACUUUUGUUUGACUUAAAAGCUGUCGAUGAACGGACGAUGGACAAGUAUCGGAAGGAGGCAGAACGCAUCGGCAAAGGAUCGUUCGCGUUUGCCUGGGUAUUGGAUCAAGGUACGGAAGAAAGGGAGAGAGGGGUGACCAUAGACAUCGCCACCAACAAAUUCGAAACGGACAAGACCAACUUUACCAUUCUCGACGCGCCCGGCCAUCGCGACUUUGUGCCCAACAUGAUUGCUGGAGCAAGUCAGGCAGACUUUGCGGUUCUCGUCAUAGAUGCUUCGACCGGCAACUUUGAAUCUGGACUCAAGGGUCAGACUAAGGAGCAUGCUCUGCUGGUGCGGUCUAUCGGUGUGCAACGAAUCAUAGUUGCCGUUAACAAGAUGGACGCGGUCGACUGGUCUCAAGGCCGGUUUGAAGAGAUCAGUCAACAAAUGUCGGCGUUUUUGACCAGCGCGGGCUUCCAGUCCAAGAACGUCACUUUUGUUCCCUGCUCAGGUUUGGAGGGUGGGAACAUCCUUGAAAAGCCUUCGAAUCCAAAGGCAUCCUGGUAUGCUGGGCCAACGCUGGUCGAAGAACUGGAUCAAUCAGAACCGUCAACCUAUGCACUUGACAAACCUUUGAGGAUGACCAUCAACGAUGUAUUCAGAGGCAGCAUGCAGAAUCCUCUGUCCGUAUCGGGACGAAUUGAGGCUGGCAAUGUCCAGGUCGGCGAGCAUGUGGUUGUCAUGCCUAGUGGCGAAAGAGCACAGAUCCGAAGCCUGGAGGUCGACGACGAACCCCAGGACUGGGCCGUGGCAGGGCAGAACGUGGUGAUUAACUUGACAGAUAUCGACCCCAUUCACCUGAAGACUGGAGACGUCUUGUGCAGUGGUGUUUCACCGAUCCUGAACGUUCGGGAAUUCAAAGCCAAGGUUCUAGCUUUUGACCACAUCACUCCUAUGAACAUCGAGGUACAUAAAGGCCGUCUUCAUGUUCCAGGUCGAAUCGGCCAGCUUAUCGGACUAUUGGACAAAUCAACGGGCACGAUUCUCAAGAAGAAGCCAAAGAUUGUUCAACCAGGAAGUGUCGUUCGAGUUGUGGUGCAAUUGGACCAACCUGUACCUCUGGAAGCUCCGUCCCGGGUUAUCCUACGAGCGAACGGAGAGACAGUCGCAGCCGGGCUCUUGGAAUGA
Capronia epimyces CBS 606.96 is the source of this 2481-nucleotide messenger RNA. Its product is annotated as elongation factor 1-alpha. Gene Ontology annotation, biological process: translation. Gene Ontology annotation, molecular function: GTP binding; GTPase activity. The transcript has 3 exons. Lineage: Eukaryota; Fungi; Ascomycota; Eurotiomycetes; Chaetothyriales; Herpotrichiellaceae. The record is from RefSeq and is a predicted model, not a curated record. The coding region runs from base 1 to 2481 and encodes 826 amino acids.